AUGCUGCAACUCUCCCGGCGCAUACGGGAGGCGUGCCAGCAGCGUCUCGGGGCCGGUCCCGACGAGGAGCAGCGGCCUGCGGAGGAACCGACACCGCCGCUGGCCACGUUGCUGCGGCGCCUUCGCGCCGAGGCGAGCGAGGCGUCUGUGCGGCAGCCGCUGGGGGCCGCGCUGCCGGCGGCGGCGACACCGCCGAAGCCGUUGAAGCCGGUCCUCUACCCCACCCCGGACGGUGCGCUUCGCCCGGCGUCUGUGGCGCCCGAGCGUCCGCGGGACUCGCGACGGGAAAAGUCAUCGCCGAGGGUGCAGGGCGCGGAGGACGCCGGCGUUGCUGCGUGCAUCCCGUCGCCGUCCUUUACGGCCUCCGUGGAUGACGACGCGGAGGCGCCGCUGCGACGACGGCCUUCGCUGGCUGCAGCCGUUGACGGCGGCCUCAUGGAGACACUGAGCUGCGUCUGCGCACCCGCCGCGGUGGGCUCUGAGACCAAAGCAGCGACCUUUACGUUGGAGGAGCGGGUGGAAGCACUCUACACUAUCGUUUAUUUGGUGUUCCACGUCGAGAGCGUUGGGCGCCGUGUGCGACUGGAUGCCGCUGCGGCAAGGCGAAGAAGCAACGAGGAAACUAUGGGCAACGCCUCGUUCAUUUGCAAAAUUGACCUCUUGCAGUUGUCUGCGACGGCAUGUGAUCUUUUGAGGCGUGUUGUGGGGUGGGCAUGGGGAGCCGGCGGGGCACCUGGUGAGGAGGAGAGCGGCGAGGGGGUUGAAGCUGCAGGGGAAGCGCAGGCGGUGCGUGCCCUCGUCGCCGUUUCCAACGCGAUUUCUAUUCUGCUCGGCUGUCGUAGUCUACGCCACUGGCAGCAGGAGUCGGAGGCGGAGGCGGAGGCCUGGGAGCUGGAGGCGGAGGCUGCAGGGCAGGAGCUGGGUUGCUGCCUGUGCUGUGACGCGGAUUCACUGUCGUCGCGGUCUCUUCUGGCGGCGCUCACGGAGCAGGGGUUGUGGCAGUACCUGCUGCGCCACGUGGCUUUUUCCGUCUUGCCGAGGUUGGGCGCUCCGUGUGAGCAGCACGCCUCCCACGUGGAGGGGCCCGCCGCGGGGGAGGAGGCAACGGACGUUUCAGGGGCCCGGCGGGUCGCACGCACGUUUGGCGUGCAGCUGACACUUAAAAUGAUGGCGCUGCUGUUUUUGCGGAGCACCGCUGCGGCAGAGCCGGACCUCUCGGGCGUCUUGUGUCGCCUCACCCCAGCAGAGGAGGAGGAGCUGGAUGCACGCUGGCACCGUGCCUUCCCACGGGUCUGUGAAGGGAGUCCCCGCCGCCAACUCUCUUCGCUGGAGAAGCAGCUUGUGUUCACGCUACAGCAACUCUCAGGUUUCCUGGUGUUUCGCCGCUUCGCGUGCUACGCGGCGAAUGCGAUGCAUUUCCUACUGACACGCUUGCUGUUUCUGCCUGCCCCCGCACACGUUGACGUCCGUGCCGUCCUGCUGGGCGUGUUCUUUGCGGACGAGCACUCUUCUUCCUCCCUGCCGCAUGCGCCUGCUGCGACGCAUGAAACGACGACGACGACGACGACGACGGCUUCCGGCCAUCGCCGUCCAGACGACUCUUCUGCCGGUGGGCGAAACCCCACAUCGACGCUGGUGGUUUCCCGCGCCCUUAACCACCUCCUGCACCUCGUCUCCUUCAACCUCGCCCUGCAGCGCGGGGAGGUGGGCCGCGCCGCCCCCGCGAAACCGGGGUCCGGGUAUUGCACGGCCGCAACAGGCACCAAACUGACCCUCGCGGCGGCACUGCUGUCCGUCGUGCUGCUGCUGGAAGCGAGCCCGCGAAAAGGCAACGGGGGGGUGGAGGAGGAGCAUGGGCCUCCAUGUGCGUGCGGUGGGGUUUCCGUUGCAACGGUGAUGGCGCGGCACAACGUGUACAAAUGCUGCGAGGAAUCACCGGGGUUUCAGACGGCGGUGUCCGCCGGCUUGGGUCGAACCCAUCAAGUGAUUCUUUUUCUGUCCGCCGUUGCUGCCCGGGGCGAUGACUCCGUUGCCGCUGCUGCUCUUGUGCCCGUAUCCACGCUGCGUCUUGAAGGAACACGCUUACUGGCGUUCUCGCACCUGGUUCACCCCAACCCCCCUCUCCCCGCGGCCUUGCAUCGGAAGGCGGUGGAGUCGGAGGCGUGGGCCGAGACACUCACCGUCGGCGUCCGCAGCUCAGCCUCCAUCACCGCCGCCGCACAGCGGCGGCGCAGGAAAGCAGAGGCAAGUUUUUCCUGCACUCUAACGUGCCCCGUGUGGCCGGGAACUCUGAAGCGUGAACAUGAGAGAUGCCCGGGCGUGCGACACGGCGGCGGUGGCGUGGGUGAUCGGGCCCUUCAGGUGUAUGUGAAGGCGCCUCAGCUGGAGGAGUUUGCCGGCGCAAACACGGCUAAUGGCGGCGGCGCCCAAGCGGCAGCGGCUGCCACCCCGGAGGAGUCUCCACCCCCCAUGUUUUUUGGGUAUGAACCCGUGAGUUUAAGGGGCAUCUCGCACGCAGUUGGCGGCGGCAGCAGUAAUCACAAUAACACCGGUGGAAUUGCUGGUGGCAACGUGCCCUCCGCGCCUUCCUCCCUGGAGAAGAAGAUGCCGCCGUGGAGGCUGGACACCAUCUUUGUGAGCCGGGACGCUCGAAGCCCGACCUGCGUGGUUCACAACAUGCCAUGCACCUCCUCGCUUCAGCGCAGUACAAUGACGUACACCGCAGCCGCUGAUUUGACGAUCGUGAGAGUACCAUGCGAAGGGGAUGCUGACGCCGAGGCAGAGGCGCAGCCCUUUGACGCCGUCAUCCUUGCCUGCAGCACAAAGUAUGGUGAUGAGCUUCAGCUCCUCUCGCAGCCACCACAUAAAUUUAUUCUCUCCAGACACGAGGAACAAGAGAGGGCCUCCUCAAAGCUGCGUGGGAGAAGCGAGGAAGGGGAGCUCUCGCAGUCCCGGCGUGAUCGCCGUCGAAGAGCGGCGCGGCGGCGGCGGCGACCAUCGCCGUCUUGGGCAGGACCCAAACGAGGAAAAGUUCUCCUCUGCAGUGUGUCGCGUCGUGAGCAGGAGGCUGCCGCGCAGCACUCCCCGUCCGGCACGGGGAAGAGCCCGCCACUCACGAAAAAGGAAUUGGGUGCUUCGAGUGGAAAUGACUCGGGGGGGCAAAGAGGCCAUUCCUGCCGGGGCCAUGGCAGUGACAGCGACAGCGACGAGCGCCACCGCAAGCAACACCCGUACGAUGAUGACAAGGUGUUCACAGACCUGGAUGCCUAUGUGGCCAGCAUAAAACCGGUGCAGGCGGUGGACGUUGGCCUGCAACGCAGGGAGCAGGAGGCGGCGCUGCUGCAGCAGCAGCUGGAGCAAUCAAAGGCGCGCGAGGAGGCACUGCGGCAACGACUCCAAGAGGUCACGGAGCAGCGUGAGGAACUGAUAAGCGCCCUGGCGGACCGACGUGUGGAGGUUGAGCUCUGCCACAGCGAGAUCAUUGCGCCCCUGCGAAGGGAGGUGACGCUGCUUCGACACUCGCUGAGUUUGAGAAACCAAGAAAUGAGCUCCGUCAUCUCGCUUUGCCACACACUGCGGGGCGAAAAUGCGUCCAUGGCCGCGGUUGUACAGGACGUGCGCAGUAACUUGGAGAAUUUGGUUCAAAAUGCAAAGAAUCACAAACACGGUGGUUAA
This is a messenger RNA of Trypanosoma conorhini, 3675 nucleotides long. RefSeq lists its product as uncharacterized. Lineage: Eukaryota; Euglenozoa; Kinetoplastea; Trypanosomatida; Trypanosomatidae. Bases 1 to 3675 code for a protein of 1224 amino acids. The record is from RefSeq and is a predicted model, not a curated record. The transcript has a single exon.